Helianthus annuus (common sunflower) is the source of this 1104-nucleotide messenger RNA. RefSeq names its product FK506-binding protein 3-like. The record is from RefSeq and is a predicted model, not a curated record. NCBI's taxonomy places the organism in Eukaryota, Viridiplantae, Streptophyta, Magnoliopsida, Asterales, Asteraceae. The transcript has a single exon. Bases 1 to 1104 code for a protein of 367 amino acids.
AUGGUUGAUGCUGAAGAGCCUCAUGAACCUGAAUUCUUAGUUGUCGGUGAGCCUUCUGAACCAGUAGUUGUUAAAAAUAUUCUUCGAAGGGUUGAAAUUAUUCAGAGAAAAAGAAAGGCCAGGGAAGUUCUGCUACUUGAGUGGAAGACAGACAAAUUUGUGCUAAUUGGAAAUGCUUACCCUGUGCCAUACAAUUCAGAAGAAGUGGCCAAGUUGUUAAAGUUUCUUGAUCGAAAAAGGAAGGGAAAAAUAGCUCGUGGUGAGAUUGUGGAUGAAGAAUCUGAUAUAGAGAUGUUCGGAGAUGAUGAAGAGGAGGAUGAAGAUGAGGAGGAUGAAGAUAAGGAAGAUGAAGAUAAAUCUGAUGACAAAGAUGAUGACAAGGCUGAUAAAGAUGAUAAAGAUGAUGAUGACAAUGAUCAAGGUGCUUCUGGAUUAUUAAUCAGAGAUCCAGCUGUUCAAGAAAAGGUGGAUGAGUUAAUGAACAACGAAAUCAAUGAACAGGAGGAUGAAGAUCAGAAUGAAGCAUCAUCAUCUGGAAAGCAACCUGUUGAUCAGGUACUUCUCUCAAAUCCUACCAUCUUUUAUUUAAAUAUUCAACAACAAGGAGAGGUAGAGAUUACAAGAACAAGGGCUGAAAUGCUUGAGGAAUUGGGGUUAGAAGAUGGAAAGUUCAAGUUCGACAUUGAAGAUGAAAUACCUCAGUCCCCUGCAAAGGAUUUUGAGCCUAGAUAUCCCCAUGAAGUAGAUCAUUAUGACGAUGUAAUUAUUGAAAGUGCUUCAGAUUCGGAGGAAGAUAGAUAUGAUUUUCACUAUGAAGGGGAAGAUGCGGCAUUUCCAUCGUUUACAGAGAUGUUUAAAGAUAAAAAUGAAGAUGAGAUCAGGAGAAAGAUUGUAGAAAAGAUUUCUACUGAAGAUAUUCCUGAACCAGUUCCAAGAGAGAUUCCUGCAGAAGAAAGAAAGAAGUGGUUCAAGAACAUGCCAAAAGAAAGAAAAACUCUCAGGGCGCUUCAAUUUUUCACACAUAACAAAGAUCUUUCUUGGGGAGACAUCUUGUCUUGGGGAUACUUAGAAGAUCUUAAAGUUUAUGCUAUCAGACGGGAGUAG